Lactuca sativa (garden lettuce) is the source of this 1774-nucleotide messenger RNA. Its product is annotated as protein DETOXIFICATION 40. Gene Ontology annotation, biological process: xenobiotic detoxification by transmembrane export across the plasma membrane. Gene Ontology annotation, cellular component: membrane. The record is from RefSeq and is a predicted model, not a curated record. Gene Ontology annotation, molecular function: antiporter activity; xenobiotic transmembrane transporter activity. NCBI's taxonomy places the organism in Eukaryota, Viridiplantae, Streptophyta, Magnoliopsida, Asterales, Asteraceae.
UCGCGAUAAUGUUAUCAAGGGCCCCUAAGAUAGGCAUAAGCAUGAAUCAGUAGAUCUAGUCUAAAAAGGACUCAGCCUUACUCAAUGGAUCAAGGACUAACCACAAGCCCCAAAAUGAUGAGUUGACCCAACACAUUCUCUCCGAUCACCGGAACUCGCAGGUGGUUCCGGAGCCGACAGAGGAAGUGGUGAGCUCGGAGCUGGAGGAGAUACUAUUGGACACCAGUUUAACUUCCUUCCGGCGUUACAAAAAGGCGUUGUCCCUUGAACUUGUUAGCUUAUUCCGGCUAGCAGGUCCCACCGUCUUAAUUUACUUGCUGAACAACUUGACGUCGAUCUCCACCCAAAUCCUCUGCGGCCACCUUGGUAACCUUCAGCUCGCAGCCGCCACUCUCGGCAACAAUGGUGUACAAAUGUUUGUUUAUGGUGUUAUGCUUGGGAUGGGGAGUGCAGUGGAGACUCUAUGUGGUCAAGCAUUCGGAGCUAAGCAAUACGGAAUGCUCGGUGUUUACCUUCAAAGAUCCACCAUACUUCUAAUGUUGACAGGGAUUCCUCUUUUGUUGAUCUACAUCUACUCCAAAUCCCUUCUGAUGUUACUCGGCCAAUCAAAAGAAAUCUCCUCCGCAGCCUCCCUGUUCAUCUUCGGACUCAUCCCGCAGAUAUUUGCCUACGCAGCCAACUUCCCAAUCCAAAAAUUCCUUCAAUCCCAAAGCAUUGUCAACCCCAGCACCUACAUCGCCGCCGGGAUCUUCUUUGUUCAUCUUCCGUUGUCCUAUCUUGUGAUGUACGUCUUCGACUGGGGGCUACUCGGUGGCGCGUUGGUUUUGAGUUUUUCAUGGUGGGUGAUUGUGUUGGCGCAGUUUGUGUAUAUCCUCAAGAGUAAUCGAACUAAGGAGACGUGGAGUGGGUUUAGUGUGGAGGCGUUUUCUGGUCUUUGGUCGUUCUUUAAGCUAUCGACGUCGUCGGCGUUGAUGUUGUGUCUGCAGGCGUGGUAUUUUCAGAUAUUGAUUUUGAUCGGUGGUUUGCUUCCUAAUCCGGAAAUAGCGUUGGAUGCUUUGGCUGUUUGUUCAACUAUUCUCGUAUGGGUUUACACGAUUUCAAUUGGGUUCAGUGCUGCUGCAAGUGUGAGAGUUAGCAACGAGCUAGGUGCAGGACAUCCUAAAUCGACUUCAUUUUCGGUUAUAGUGAUGACAUCGACCUCGUUCAUUGUGGCUUUGAUAUGUGGUAUCAUUCUCCUGUGUUCAAGAGAUUACUUCAGCUAUAUUUUAACCGAUGGAGAGAUUGUUGCUAAGGCUGUCUCGGAGCUUACUCCUCUGCUUGUAUUUUCAGUCAUCCUUGAAGGCAUUCAACCUGUCCUUUCAGGGGUUGCGGUUGGAUGUGGAUGGCAAUCAUUUGUUGCAUAUGUAAAUAUUGGAUGCUAUUAUAUGGUUGGAAUUCCCCUUGGUGUCGUGUGUGCCUUCUAUUUUGACUUCGGUACUAAGGGAAUAUGGUUGGGGUUGGUUGGGGGUAUGUUAAUGCAGGCAAUGAUUUUGUGUUGGGUUAUUUUUCGAACGGAUUGGAAUAAAGAGGUAAAAUUUGCGAAUAUUCGAGUGAAGCAAUGGCAACAUAAGUAAAAAGAGGAACCUUCGUUAAACAAUUAAGAUCUUUUUUAUUUUUUGUAUUUCAUUGUUUUUUAACUAUAUUUUAAUUUUUUUAGAGCAACAUACGGUGACAUUUGUGUGCAACUCAUAGAAAGUUGAUCAUAAUAAAUUGCUAUUAUUAACUUUUGUUUGAA